Molecule: messenger RNA, 615 nt
Organism: Coccinella septempunctata (seven-spotted ladybird)
Lineage: Eukaryota; Metazoa; Arthropoda; Insecta; Coleoptera; Coccinellidae
Exons: 3
Coding region: 107-475 (122 amino acids)
Source: RefSeq, a predicted model, not a curated record
AAUCACAUUUCGAGUUCAGUUCUCCAACAAAGUUCUAGUUGAAACAAAAAUUUUUUUGACCAUCACUAUUGUUGUUAAUAAAGUUCACUGACGCAGUGUUAUAAAUAUGUCUUUCGCAAAGAGCAAACGAUUCAACGAAAAUGAAGAGGUUACUCCUGGUCCCGGCCAAUACCAGAAUGAGUGGGGUUGUAUUGGCAGAGAUUCUAUUAAAUAUAGAAUUAAUACAACCCCUCGAUUCCCAGAAGAGUGUAGGCGCAGGAUAUGCAUUGGGUGCGCCUGUGCCGAUGUUACGAACAAAACAUUUUCAAAAAAUCAGUUUCUCAUGUACACCCCGCCCAGCUACAAUGUGAGAAAUAUCACAUUUAGAAAAAGGAGGACCAAUGGAUUCGAGUUCAGGAGGGCCCUCCGUGAUUUAAUUCUGUUUAGAAAGAAAAAUGGUCCCAUCAUAUAUCCGAUGAUGUUAUGCAAUCAAUGAUUCUGAAAUCAGAAAAAAAUCAUGGAGGAGAAUAUAGGUACCCUUUCAUUCAUCUCAUAUCCACUGAUAUGCGAUGAAUGAAGAUCAAGAUCAUGGAAUCUUCGUAUUCACCGAUUUCCCUCAGUAGAGGGAAAAGCACC